AUGUCUACCCUCCCACCUCUCCUCACCGACAAAGUCGUCGCAAUCACUGGCGGCCUCACCGGCAUCGGACGCGCCAUAGCGGUAUCCUUUGUCUCGCACGGCGCAAAAGUAGCCAUCAAUUACCUUCCCUCCCAUAGCAACAACCAUGGAACCAAUGAUGACGAGCUGAUGUCCUCGCUUCGGAAAGAAGCAUCUGAUACCCUCCACGCCCGACGCUCUCAUAACAGACUCCCAGAUGAAGACGACCAAAAACUUCGAGACAUAACCGGAGUACCUGUCAUCUUCGUGCCCGGCGACAUCUCCCAGCCCUCCACCUCGACAGAGCUAAUCCAGAAAACAGUAAACACCUUCCACCGCCUCGACAUCUUCAUCUCCAACGCCGGGAUCUGCAAAUUCGAAGACUUCCUCAACAUUGAACCUUCCCUGUUCCAAUCCCACAUAAACACCAACCUCUCCGGCGCUUUCUACGCCGUCCAAGCCGCCGCAAAACAGAUGGUGCAGCAGACAGGCCCGCAGGGGGGGUCGAUCAUAACCAUCUCGAGUAUCUCCGCCCUGGUUGGUGGCGCGCAGCAGACGCAUUACACGCCCACCAAGGCAGGGGUGUUGAGCUUGAUGCAAAGCACGGCGUGCGCGUUGGGCAAGUAUAAUAUCAGAUGUAAUGCGCUGCUUCCGGGCACGAUCCGGACGCAGUUGAAUGACGAGGACUUGAGGGAUGGGUCUGAGAAGAAGAUGUAUAUGGAGCGGAGAGUCCCGCUGGGGAGGUUGGGGAGGCCCGAGGAUAUGGCGGGGCCGGCGCUGUUUCUAGCUUGUUCAGAGUUGAGUGGCUAUGUGAGCGGGGCGAGUUUGUUGGUUGAUGGUGGAUUGUUCGUUAAUCUGCAAUGA
Endocarpon pusillum Z07020 is the source of this 882-nucleotide messenger RNA. RefSeq lists its product as uncharacterized. The record is from RefSeq and is a predicted model, not a curated record. The transcript has a single exon. Gene Ontology annotation, molecular function: oxidoreductase activity, acting on the CH-OH group of donors, NAD or NADP as acceptor. The coding region runs from base 1 to 882 and encodes 293 amino acids. NCBI's taxonomy places the organism in Eukaryota, Fungi, Ascomycota, Eurotiomycetes, Verrucariales, Verrucariaceae.